Molecule: messenger RNA, 720 nt
Organism: Brassica rapa (field mustard)
Lineage: Eukaryota; Viridiplantae; Streptophyta; Magnoliopsida; Brassicales; Brassicaceae
Product: probably inactive leucine-rich repeat receptor-like protein kinase At5g48380
Molecular function (GO): protein binding
Source: RefSeq, a predicted model, not a curated record
AUGUCCAUACAAACACUAUUCUCAACUUGCUUCUGGUUCUUGCUGGUGUCUAGCUACGCAGCCGCAAACGAGGCCGACACUGCAGGUUUUAUCUGCAAGUUCAGUGGUGUGACUUGCUGGUAUGAUGAUGAGAAUAGGGUUUUGAGCAUUAAGGUUAAUGGCUUUGGUCUCAAAGGAGAGUUUCCUGUUGGGAUUAAGCAAUGUUCUGAUUUAGUGGGUCUAGAACUUAGUAGAAACAACUUCUCCGGAGUUUUACCGUCAAAUAUAGGCUCCUUGGUUCCAUCUCUUACGACUUUGGACGUCUCUGACAAUCAAUUCUCCGGUGAAAUCCCUGUCUCUCUAUCAAAUAUUACCUUUCUGAACACUCUUACGCUUCAGAAUAACAGCUUCACUGGCCCACUUCCUCCAGAGCUAGUGUCACUUCCGCGUCUCACCAAGUUCUCAGUGGCAUUCAAUCAACUGACCGGUCCUGUUCCAAAUUUCAACUUGAAGUUUGGACGGGAGAACUUUGCUAGUAACGAGGGUUUAUGUGGGCAGCCUAUGGAUCCUUGUGUUGACCCGGAAGAAGAUAUAAUACGGUUAGGGAAGAUCGGUGCAGCAGUUGGUGCAGCCUUAUUUGCACCGCUAGGUGCGUUCUUAGACUGGUUCGUCUUCAGUGGUAGGAAGAAGAAGCAAGAAGAUAGAAGACACCGUAGCUGGAUUUUCCACAUUGGGGAUUAA